AUGUCGUCCAGUUCUGCACCGAAUGGAAACGGACUAUCCCAGUUUGGAACCGUUGAACAGAAUGUAAAAAACGUUCCGUCAACUGCAGCGAAAAGCUUGAAUGGAAUACCCGCCGCUGUCAUCCCUGUUCCUCCUAGCGUUAAAACCCAGGUAAAUGUUGACGUUGCCAAUAAGGAGCCAUCCCGUGUAUCUGGGAAAACCAGUAGCCUAAAUGCCGUUAGUCAACGUAACACCUGUUCCGCGAACGAUGUAAGACGAAAUCCGUUACGCGAAGUUCGUAGAGUUCGGGAUUUUCAAUGUCAGCUGUGUGAAGAGCGUGAUAAUGACGAAAUGGUGCAAUGUGAUAGUUGCGAUAGACCCCCAUCAGUGCAGUCUAAAGGCAAGGCUAGUUCCGCCCGAAGUGAGGCAAGGAGAUUGAAAGAGCUUGAAUUGAAUCGGCUUAAAGAGGAGUUUGAAAUGGCGAAGCGAUUCCUCGAUCGGAAAUAUAAAGUGCUUAGAAGAUGCGGAAGCGAAGUGUCAUCGGUAGCUGAUGUAAACGAAGACAACCAAUCGAAAGUCGCAGAGUGGUUAGCCGAGACCGAACGUCACGGUGAAGACGCAGACUCCGGUCUAGCUGAAAAGGAGUAUAGCCGAUUGCAAAUACCUCACCAGUCGACGUUCUUUCCCUCGAUGAACGCACGUAAUGAAUUUGCUCCGAACCAGCGUUCAACGCCGAUACCAUCGGGCCAACCGAGACAACGAGCUACAACGUUUGCUACUGAAACAGCCCCAAUACCGACAAGUUUGGGCCAAGUGAGAAGUAGAGCUACAGCAAUCGCUCCUGAUGAUACAAUCUGCAUCCUUAACCGAAACCAAAUCGCGGCGCGACAAGCCGUUUCCAAGGAUCUACCUGAGUUUGAUGGAACGCUGGAAGAUUGUCCGCUUUUUUACGCCAUGCUCACGUCAUCAACGCAGAUGUGCGGUUUCACGAAUGAGGAGAAUAUGGUGCGAUUACGUAAAUGCCUCAAGGGUAAAGCACUGGAAGCAGUUAGAUGUGAAUUACUCCAUCCCACAAAUGUGGCUGAUGUCCUGUCAACGCUAAAAAUGCUGUAUGGCAGACCAGAAGCAUUAAUCCAGUCCAUCAUAAGGAAAAUUCGUAGCCUUCCACCACCAAAUAUGGAAAAACUGGAAACAGUGGUAAACUUUUCGCUGUCGGUAAAAAAUAUGGUUGCUACGAUUCGAGCCUAUGAAGUCGACGACUAUAUUUUCAAUGCAUCACUUCGAUACGAGCUGGUGGAGCGUCUGCCACCAUCCUUGAUCCUUUCCCAGUCUAGCGCGUGGCUAUAUACGAUAGCAGAAGACGCCAGUGCGGUGAUGGUUACACCAUGUCACGACCAGCGAACUCGCAUUACUAAAAGAGAUGGGUUUCUCAAUCUGCUUGUUGAGUCAGAAUCAAGCUUCACGGAAGAUGCCAACCCCUAUGCUAAAAUGAAAGCAGAUAAUUCUACCGAUCAGUGCGUAGUAUGCAAAGGAAGCUGCCUGACCGUCGCCAAAUGUAGCAGAUUCGCGGAGCUGAGCUACGAAUCGAAAUGGGCAACAAUAAAGGAGUGUAAAUUGUGCCGAAAAUGUCUUCGUAAGCAUAACGGCUCCUGUAAGCAACAGAAACAGUGUGGGGUGAAUGGAUGCACUUUUCUACACCACCCACUACUUCACAAACACGAAAGUCAGAAUGCUAACCCUUCGUCAUCAAAACAAGUGUUACCUGCAAUAUCGACGGGAUCGGAAACUGCAAGCUGCAACGUACAUCAAGGCCAAUCCGCAGUACUGUUCCGUAUUAUCCCAGUCAUGCUUUACGGGCCAGAGAAAGUAGUGCGAACAUAUGCCUUCAUUGACGAUGGUUCCGAGUUGACGUUGAUGGAGCAAAGCUUGGCAGAUGAACUCGGAAUCAAAGGACCUAAAAAGCAACUAUGCUUGAAGUGGACCGGCAGAACCUGCAAAGUGGAAAACGAGUCUCAACAGUCUCUGAAAAUUCGACCACAGACGUUGAUGCUUACCGAACUACAGGAAAGGUUUCCUUAUCUAUCUGGUCUGCCGCUCGAGGGAUACAACGAAGUCAAUCCACGGCUUCUAAUCGGCCUCAACUAUGCUAAUCUCGGCCAUGGAAGUAAGAGUCGAGAAGGAAAGGGAAACGAGCCAAUUGCGAUGAAAACUCGUCUGGGAUGGACCGUUUACGGUAACUGCACCAAAAUGGAAAUAAACGGUGGAGAACUGCACCACCAUAGCGUUCAGCAUUGCGAGUGCAACUCACAAAAUGACAAUGACUUACAUAGAGCGAUGAAGUCGUAUUUCGCUCUGGAUAGUAUGGGCGUCAUUAAAUCAAACAUACUUAUGUCCAGAGAAGAUCAGCGAGCCCAAUCGUUGCUAGAAUCUCGAACUCGGCAGAUAAAUAAGCGCUACGAAUCCGAACUUCUUUGGAAAUUUGAUCAUGUUCGUCUCCCAGAUAGCAAAACUAUGGCGUUGAGACGAUGGAAAUGCCUUGAAUACCGGAUGCAUAAAGAUCCCCGUUUGGCUGACGCACUACAGAUGAAAAUCCAAGAUCAUGUAAGCAAGGGGUAUGUGAGAAAGCUUACUUCUGAAGAGUUAGCCGUGUCGCGCGAGCGAGUUUGGUACCUACCGAUAUUUGCAGUAGUUAACCCAAAUAAACCAGGCAAGACCCGUCUAGUAUGGGAUGCCGCAGCGACCGCUCAUGGAAUCUCUCUAAAUUCACUGCUGAUGAAGGGUCCCGAUCAAUUGACUUCUCUUCUCUCCGUGCUAAUCCGAUUCCGUGAGUUCAAGGUGGCAGUAUGCGGUGACAUCAGGGAGAUGUUUCACCAGGUGCACAUGCGAACCGAUGAUCAACACUACCAGCGCUUUCUCUGGAAGAGUGCCGAGGAUUCAGAGCCUAGCGUCUACAUCGUUCAAGUUAUGACGUUCGGAGCCUGCUGCUCGCCAAGUAUUGCUCAAUACGUUAAAAAUCGUAAUGCGAAGCUUUUCGAACGAGAUCACCCUGAAGCAUUUGACGCUAUAACUAGGCAACACUACGUCGAUGAUAUGCUCGUGAGCAUGGAAACGGUUGAUGAAGCAGUGGCGCUGGCGCAGCAGGUGAAGAACAUUCAUAUGCAAGCUGGUUUCGAGAUGCGAAACUGGAUCUCCAACUCUAGUAGUGUCCUGGUUCGGUUGAAAGAGGGUACGGCGGAAGAGAAAGACAUGAAUAUCGGCGAGGAAGCAACCACCGAAAAAAUACUUGGAAUGUGGUGGAACACAUCAACUGAUUGCUUCACGUACAAGUUGUCCUCUCGAUACGACGAAGCCGUCCUAACUGGCAGCCGACGACCAUCGAAGCGCGAAGUUCUCCGAAUACUGAUGAUGGUAUAUGACCCCAUAGGGUUCAUUGCGCAUUUGUUGAUGUUCCUGAAGACACUUUUACAGGAAAUAUGGCGAACAGCUGUCGGUUGGGAUGACCCUAUAGAGGACGCGCAGUUCGCAAAGUGGAUGAUAUGGCUAGCAGUGUUUCCGGAGAUGACGAAGAUUAAAAUUCCACGAUGUUACCGGUCAGUGUUGUCUAAGAAAGCCGAGGUCGAGAUGCAUACAUUCGUCGAUGCAAGUGAGAGCGGAUUUGCGGCGGUUGUCUACUUCAGGUUCCGUGAGGGGGACGUGAUCGAAUGCUCCUUCGUAGCAGCGAAAACCAGAGUAGCACCCUUGAAGUUCCUGUCUAUUCCACGUUCGGAACUACAAGCAGCUGUACUGUACUCAAUCAAUGUUCGUAAGCGCUAUUCCUGGUCCGAUUCCAAGGACGUGCUAUGCUGGCUAAAGUCCGAUCACAGACGAUACAGUCCAUUUGUAGCCUUUAGGGUCAGCGAAAUCUUAGAAUCGACAGAUAUCGAUGAAUGGCGACGGAUUCCCGCAAGAAUGAACGUAGCUGAUGAAGGAACAAAGUGGGCGCGGGUCCCCGACCUUUCUGAGAAUUGCCGUUGGUUCUGCGGUCCACAGUUUCUAAGACAAGACACGUGGCCUGGGAAGCCUUCCCUGGAAAGAACGACAGCAGAAGAACUUCGUCCACACUUGCUUGUCCACACAGCCACGGUGGAAUCACCCAUCUCCCCACAAAAUUUCUCUAAAUGGAGUUCCCUUCUGCGUUGUACAGCACAUGUCUUUCGUUUUGUCAACAAUCUGAAACGAGUCCGCAAAGAACGUCUAUCUGGACCUUUGACUCAACGGGAGCUAGCCGAAGCAGAAACUUAUCUCUUCCGUUUAGCGCAGUCUGAAGUAUAUGCUGACGAGAUUGCUACAUUAGCCGUAAACAACGCACAGAAAAGAACACGAAUAAACAUUAUCCGCCACAAUCCGCUUUUCCGAGAUGCUUUCUUGGACGAGAGUGGAAUUGUUCGUGUCCGGGGGCGAACAAGUGCCUAUGAAUUCAUCGAUCGUGACGCAGCUGAACCCGUUAUUCUUCCUCGGAAUCAUCACGUUACACGUUUGAUCAUCAAUGACGUGCAUGAACGGUUCAACCACCAAAACCACUUAACAGUCGUAAACCAAUUACUGCAGCGCUUUCGCAUCCCUUGUCUAAAAGCAACUUACCAAGCCGUGCGCAAAGAUUGCCAAUAUUGUAAGAACUCUCAAGCACAACCGCAACCACCCAUGAUGGCCAAGCUCCCUCAGGCACGACUGACAGCGUUCAGCCUUCCGUUCACCCAUAUGGGGGUGAACUACUUUGGUCCGAUUCAGGUUUCAGUGGGCCGCCGUUCGGAAAAACGAUGGGGAGUUCUCGCUACGUGUAUGACCACUCGCGCCAUCUAUUUGCAAGUCGCUCACACGCUGACCACCGACUCCUGUGUUAUGGCGAUCAGAAACAUUAUGGCUAGAAGAGGCGUUCCGGCUGUCAUCUACAGCGAUCGGGGUACCAACUUCCAAGCGGCCAGUAAGGAGCUGCGGACAGCAAUUAAACAGCUGGAUCACGAUAAGUUCGCGAAAGAGUUUAACUCACCUCACACUCAAUGGGUUUUCAACCCGCCUCUAUCACCACAUAUGGGAGGAGCAUGGGAGCGGUUGAUCCGUACAGUCAAGAAAAAUCUGACCAUAUUACAAUCGAGCAGGUUGCCAACAGACGAGGUCCUGCAGAAUGCACUGGCGGAGGUUGAAAAUAUAGUCAAUUCUCGACCCCUUACCGAAAUCCCGAUCGAAGAUGACUCCUCUCCCGUGUUGACUCCUAAUGAUUUUCUGCUCGGGUCAUCGAACGGCUUAAGAUCUUGGGCACCGCUCGACGAUAGCCCCGUGCUAUUGAAGAAUUUCUACACACAAUCACAACUCAUGGCGGACAGAUUCUGGCGGCAGUGGGUGCGAGAUUAUCUUCCUAGUAUCACUCGUCGUACAAAGUGGUUUACUCCAGCUAAACCGAUAACCGUUAAUGACAUCGUACUAAUCGUCGACCCGAAAAUGCCAAGAAAUUGCUGGCCCAAGGGCAGAGUCAUCGCAGCGCAUCAAGGAAACGAUGGGCAGGUACGUCGCGUGACCGUACAAACUGCUUCCGGGGGCAUAUACGAGCGACCUGCGGUAUCCAUAGCUGUGCUCGACAUAGGCGUUGUUUAG
This is a messenger RNA of Sabethes cyaneus, 5607 nucleotides long. RefSeq lists its product as uncharacterized. The transcript is spliced from 5 exons. Gene Ontology annotation, molecular function: nucleic acid binding. The record is from RefSeq and is a predicted model, not a curated record. Gene Ontology annotation, biological process: DNA integration. The coding region runs from base 1 to 5607 and encodes 1868 amino acids. NCBI's taxonomy places the organism in Eukaryota, Metazoa, Arthropoda, Insecta, Diptera, Culicidae.